AUGGCGAUGCAGCUGGAUAUGUCUAAUGCUCAGGUGAUGAAAGAUGAGCAGGGACGACCUUUUAUCGUCGUACGAGACCAAGGCAAGAAGAAGAGAAUAGCAGGUACAGAGGCCGUGAAGCAGCACAUCGUGGCAGCAAGGACAGUAGCCAAUAUUGUCAAAACCUCCCUCGGUCCACGAGGACUGGACAAAAUCCUUAUAUCCCCAGACGGCGACAUCACGAUAACAAACGAUGGUGCAACUAUUCUGGGACAGAUGGAAAUAUCAAAUCAUAUUGCAAAGCUGCUGGUAGAGUUGUCGAAAUCACAGGAUGACGAGAUUGGUGAUGGUACAACCGGCGUGGUGGUUCUGGCAGCCUCUUUACUCGAGCAAGCAGCAGACCUCAUCGACAAAGGCAUACAUCCUAUACGAAUUGCGGACGGCUACGAUCAAGCAUGCGAGGUUGCGGUAGCACAUUUGGACGAGAUCAGUGACGAGAUACCAUUUACAAGAGAAAACACAACAAAUCUACUGAAGGUUGCAAAGACGAGUCUAGGCAGCAAGAUUGUUAGCAAAGCCCAUGACCAGUUUGCGCAGAUAGCUGUCGAUGCUGUCAUGUCGGUGGCAGACCUGGAGCGAAAAGACGUCGAUUUUGAGCUGAUCAAGGUGGAUGGUAAAUCUGGUGGUGCUCUUGAAGACUCGUUACUGGUCAAGGGAGUAAUCAUUGACAAGGACUUUUCACAUCCGCAAAUGCCGGACGAGGUUCGAGAUGCCAAGAUUGCCAUUUUGACCUGUGCGUUCGAGCCUCCAAAACCGAAAACGAAGCACAAGCUGGAUAUCACAUCCGUCGAGGAGUUUAAGAGACUGCAGCAGUACGAGCGACAAAAGUUUGAGGAGAUGAUACAACAGAUAAAGGACACUGGCGCCAACCUUGCGAUAUGUGGUCCCGAGAUCGAGCUUAUCGCCAUUGCCACAAACGGCAGGAUAGUCCCUCGUUUCGAGGAUCUCAGCCCCGAGAAGCUUGGUAAAGCCGGCGUAGUCCGAGAGAUGAGCUUUGGCACCACCAGAGAGAAAAUGCUGGUUAUCGAGGAGUGCGCCAACACCAGGGCGGUAACCGUCUUUGUAAGAGGCAGCAACAAGAUGAUCAUCGACGAAGCAAAGAGGUCAUUACACGAUGCACUCUGUGUCGUCCGGAAUCUGGUCAGAGAUAACCGGGUAGUCUACGGAGGUGGUGCCGCGGAAAUUGCAUGCUCUCUGGCCAUUGAAGAUGCUGCAGCUAACAACGCGGGCCUAGAACAGUACGCUAUGAGAGCUUUCGCGGAUGCGCUUGAUGCCGUGCCGAUGGCGCUAGCAGAGAACUCAGGUCUUAGUCCCAUCGAAGCUCUUGCUGCUGUCAAAUCGAGACAAAACAACGAGAAGAACAGCAAACUUGGAAUUGAUUGUAUGCAGACCGGCAGCAACGAUAUGAAGGAACACUUUGUUAUCGAUCCAUUGAUUGGCAAGAAGCAGCAACUCCUGCUGGCGACGCAGCUGUGUCGACUGAUCUUAAAGAUCUCGCAGGUCAUUGUCCCAGGUGAAGAAGGUUCGGAGUAUUAG
This is a messenger RNA of Lithohypha guttulata, 1575 nucleotides long. RefSeq names its product T-complex protein 1 subunit epsilon (gene CCT5). The transcript has 2 exons. Gene Ontology annotation, cellular component: chaperonin-containing T-complex. The record is from RefSeq and is a predicted model, not a curated record. Gene Ontology annotation, molecular function: ATP-dependent protein folding chaperone; ATP hydrolysis activity; ATP binding. Bases 1 to 1575 code for a protein of 524 amino acids. Gene Ontology annotation, biological process: protein folding. Lineage: Eukaryota; Fungi; Ascomycota; Eurotiomycetes; Chaetothyriales; Trichomeriaceae.